AUUGUUAUCAGGCGUGCAUUUGACAUUUUCUGAAAAUGGAGAAUUUAUUCUGUCUUAUUAUAUGUCUGUUCCUCAGCGCAACUGGGAAAUACACAAAUAAUAAGCCUCCACAUGGACACAGAAGUGGCGUGGAUUCAAAUUGUGCAUUAACUAAGAAAGCAGCAAUCAAACAGCCUGGAUGGCAUGUGGAACACAACAAAACUGUAUACUCCCUUGGUGUAAUCUUAAGGAACAGUUCUUUAGAAAAUGUCAGAUGUUUUGCUGAGUUUCAAACUUCAUCAACCAAGAGAACUAAUAGGAACCAACAUAUGGCUGAAAUACCAUGUUCAUAUGUGUCCGUUAAUUCCUGUGCAGCAACAGAAAAUCAAGUAAAGUUGACGAUUAUGUUUCCUCCUGAUUUUAGAAAAAAACACCAAAGUGAUUUUAAAGGUUCACUUGUGAGAACAUGCAGAGCUGCUAACGGUAGCCUAGCACCUGGCAUUGUAUUGGUGAAGUCAAUGGUUUCAAUGAGAGGAAGAAAUGGGACCAAACAGCAAAAUCGGACCAGGACCGUUACCAGCAUUUACAAGCCAAUACAACAUACAAAGAGCUUGGAGAAAGUAACCUGUCUGAUAAAUCUUCCAACAUCUAAUGCACCUACAGAACUGAUUUUAGGAUGUCCUUUUGUCAUUGCAAUUAAAAAAAACAAGCAUAUUGUUCAGGGGAAGAAAAGGAAAUUUAACUUCAACAUUACGGACAGCGAGCAAAUCAUUGAGUUUAAGAUAACUGGUUUUGUGGAUCAAAUUAACUUAAUCUGCUCAAAACAAAAUGAUUCACUUCCUGAAGGCGUUGAACUGAUCGAAAAUAAGCUCAAAUUUAAAGCACCUCUGAAAGAAUAUUAUGCUGGAAUGUAUAUGUGCGAAGCAUCUUAUCAACACUGGACAAAGAAAACACAUUGGGAAAUUGAGAUCACUCCAGCUAAAAACCAAUGGCUUCCUACAAAAACUGUUCUACCAGCAUUAUGUAUUAUCUUCGCAGCCAGUGUUUGUUUCUGCUGUGUUUUGAGAUGGCACAGAAGAAAGAAGCUGGUUGUUAUUCCCAAGCAAUAUUCAAUUCAAAACAUUGGAUACCAGGCCACCAGAGAUGCCCAUCACUGCAUUAAAACACGACAGGAUGUUGAAGGUGGUGUCAGCAGAGUUACUAUACUACAGGAUUCCCAAAGAAAUACUGGCCCUGCAAAUAUAACUCAGGGGUCGAUGGGUCAUGCUGAUGGCACCAAUGUGUUCCAAGUUGCUAAGGAGGAUGGUGAUACAUCUGAAGAUUCCAAACAGCAUGUUAAAAGUCCCAAGCUUGAUGCGAACGAUAAGGAGCCGAUAGUUUAAACAAGUCUGGUAAUGGUGUUGGCUCCAUUUUCUUUAGCCAAAAAAAGCCAAUGUGCCAAUUUUAUAGUUUGUUGGCCCCAAGUCCAUAUGGAAAAAGAAGUAAAUUUAUCUCCGAAUUCAAAGUGAAUCACUCUUGCUCACCUACAACCAGGUAGUUCCAUAUUGGGAGUUUUAGAAUGGAAAUCGGGAGAUAAGAAGGAACAUUAUUCCUGACUCUGUGGGUGUGGAGUGUCUUGCACCUUGGGACACUGAAGGAACCAGGAGAAUCAUUUUAUUAUUGCUUAUUUUAUUAGUUAUUUUUCCUCCAUGAAGUCUCCAACAGUCGGGCUAAUCUGUGAACUACUCUAUCUCAUCAGUAAAUAUCAUUCUAUAAUUGCCCCCUGGGGUGAUUUCCCUCUAGCUUUACUUAGAUUUACUUUGAAUAAAAAAUCAAAAUACA
This is a messenger RNA of Hemiscyllium ocellatum (epaulette shark), 1800 nucleotides long. RefSeq lists its product as uncharacterized. The transcript has 8 exons. Lineage: Eukaryota; Metazoa; Chordata; Chondrichthyes; Orectolobiformes; Hemiscylliidae. The coding region runs from base 36 to 1361 and encodes 441 amino acids. The record is from RefSeq and is a predicted model, not a curated record.